AUGAGAAUGUCACCUACCAUCAAGACCGAGGCCGUCACACCGCCGACGGCCGGCCGGGACGAGACUGAUGGAUUGACGAGCCGAAUGUCGGGGCUGGAUCUCGACGCCUUCCCCACGCCGCCGACGUUUGGCAAACGGCAGUCGAUGGGAUCGCCGACGAAGGUCAAGUUUGAGAAGAGCUUUGACUGGAAGAGUGUGUUCAACGGCAAGAAAGAGGUCAAGCAUGAGAUCGACGACCCCCAGUCUCAUGCUUCUUGGCCUGCGCCAGUGCAGUAUCCCCAACAGACAGCGCCAUUCCCGGCGCCGGUGGCGAAGAGCUUUGAUUUUUCAAAUUUUGGAAGAGACCAGAGCCCUCAAUUUGAACUUCCUGCCCGUAGUCCUGACCAGCCUCCGUUCCCCAUCCCGCAGCGUUCAACAUCCAAGCACAAUCGCGUCAAGUCCUACUCCGGGGGAACAUUCCACUUCGAAGAAUGCGGCGAACAGGUCAUCACUCCACCUGCUGCCGAGCUUGAAGGGCCGUCACUGGCGCCUCCAUUGGCCUGUCCUUAUCUCAAGCACGACCCCAAGACGUAUGAGGCGGAGGUGCGUGAGCAUCUCAAGUCGCAGAGUCUGUGUGAGGUUCUUGAAGGGGUGUCUGUUGAGGGCUUUGACGAGGUUCAAGAGAAGCAACUGAAGAGCAAGAAGCGCGGAAGGGUUGUGAAGUCCGAACAGGACAAGUGGAGAGAGAUCUACCGGAUACUCUUUCCAGAUAACAGCGAGAUUCCCGAUCCUUUAUACAAUCUUGCCUUUGACGACACAACCCCGACUGGCGCUGCCCAAACAGACCACCAAGAUGCCGGGGCCAUCUUCAAGCAACCAGUUCCGUGCAAAUUGGAGGAAGAAACGUUAUCGCUGAUGGAGGACGCUGUAGGUGGUCAGUUGAACACGAAGAAGAGGAGGAAGAUCAUGGACGUCUGUAAGGAUUUCGCCAUCAAGAUGCUUCGAUCGCCGAGGAAAGGCAAGGGCUCGGCGACAAGAAGUAAAGAACUUGCGAGGAAAGCAACAGUCACAACAAGCCCCGCUUCCCCGGGAAGCUCGCCGGAGUCCAGCCACAGACCACGGACGUCAGAGGCCCCAGGACCCAUGAUGAUGUUGUCCCUGGACGGCACGAUGGAGACGGGGUCUAAGGCAGCGCCCGAGACCGGACUCUCGACAAUGGAUACUCAUUGGACUCUUCCGGAACAGGGCGGGUUCGACAUGGGCCAGGAAUUCGAUUUCAGUGACUGGCCUCUUUGGAACCAAGCGCUUGCGGAGGGAUCAAGCUAUGGCUGGUCCAAUGGUGGAAUGGGGUCCCCGUACAAGAUGACUUUCGAGGACGCGCAAGUGCAUUCGGAUAACCAAGGAUAUGAGGGUGUGCCCUUGAUGAGUCACGACACAAAUACCCAGGGUUCAAGUGCAGUUGUAGGAGUGAACAGUCACUAG
Molecule: messenger RNA, 1461 nt
Organism: Colletotrichum chrysophilum
Lineage: Eukaryota; Fungi; Ascomycota; Sordariomycetes; Glomerellales; Glomerellaceae
Exons: 4
Coding region: 1-1461 (486 amino acids)
Source: RefSeq, a predicted model, not a curated record